UCAGGCUCUCAGCAUGAUGGUCUCUUAAGACCAUUAAUUUGCUGAUUGUGUUUAUAUAUACUUUACAAAGGCGUUGCCCUGCACAAGUCUUCUUCUACUUUCUCCAUCCCCAUAGCUUUCACUGCUUCAAUGGCGCAAGAAGAUGAUCAGAGCAAGUGGAAAGUCAAGAAGGAGCUUACGACAUUAGAUGUCGUAAAUCAUUUCGUCUAUUUAGACAUGAAGGACGUGGAGGAACAUAUAUUGAGGCAUUGGAACAAAGACAAGAUCAUAAGAGUAAGAACAGAUUCCACAAAGAUCAUGGUUAAGGAUGUUGACACCAACACCACACACGCAAUUCAUUUUCGCAUUUACGAUUACAAGCCAGAGGCUAAUGCCACGCUAGAAGGCGAAUGGGGUUGGGAUUUUGUUACGCGCAGAGGACUUGGUGCUGGUGACCAGAUUGGGAUUUAUUACGAAAAAACUGGUGAAUCUGAAUUCUGUUUUAGCGUCUUGAAAAAGGUUGCACCUUCGAGUGCAUCAUCCAUACGACCGCUCUCGCAAACAAAUUAAACGUCAAAUAUCCUAAUUUGCUUACUAAUGUAAUUGAUUUAAGUAAUGUUAUUUUUAGGUAGGGUUCUUGGAAUCCAAGUAGAGGAUCUGUAUUCAUAGUUCUUUGAAUAGAGACUUAUAAAUGAAGA
Molecule: messenger RNA, 677 nt
Organism: Prunus persica (peach)
Lineage: Eukaryota; Viridiplantae; Streptophyta; Magnoliopsida; Rosales; Rosaceae
Product: B3 domain-containing protein At5g26805
Exons: 1
Coding region: 130-549 (139 amino acids)
Source: RefSeq, a predicted model, not a curated record